AUGUGUCGACAUCACGGCAUUAUCCGCGAGUGUGGUCAUGAGAUUUGGUAUCAUGAAGGCUGCAAUGCAAAGCAAGGUGUACAAUAUGCAGAGCCCGAGAAGGUCCGUCUAACUGUAGACUUUUUCUGUUACUCCUGUCUCGCCAACCCAGAUAGGUAUGUGGUGCCUUCACAAUAUCUGCGCAAAGAGAAUCUCACAAACGGCAAGGCAUUGUCAAAGUCGACUUUGCGUGAUGCUAAGACCUUUUUGGACGCCCCUACGAGGCCUGGACAGCCAAAAUGGGCUAUAAGUCAAGGAGAAUUUGACCGAGUCUUACUCACUCGUUCAAAUUUACAGGCACUUCUCAUUAGAGAUAUGUCCAACUCCAUCAUCGAGACUGGAGACAUUUGGCCGUUUGAGGAUUUCGAGCUUCCUGAAUAUGCUCAAUUACUAUCUCAGCUUAAUAAAGUAGUAGAGCCUAGCUUGCUGUUCCGUAAUGACUACUUUGGUUUGUUUAGAAAGACUAAGGAGCCUCAAAGACUUGAGGCCUCGAAAAAAGGCUCUAAUCUAUUGAAUUUGUCGGUGUUGGUUUAUUCAAAACCGAACAGAAAUAGACUCGAGAGCAGGAUAUGA
Glarea lozoyensis ATCC 20868 is the source of this 612-nucleotide messenger RNA. RefSeq lists its product as uncharacterized. The coding region runs from base 1 to 612 and encodes 203 amino acids. NCBI's taxonomy places the organism in Eukaryota, Fungi, Ascomycota, Leotiomycetes, Helotiales, Helotiaceae. The record is from RefSeq and is a predicted model, not a curated record. The transcript has a single exon.